Molecule: messenger RNA, 1268 nt
Organism: Penaeus vannamei (Pacific white shrimp)
Lineage: Eukaryota; Metazoa; Arthropoda; Malacostraca; Decapoda; Penaeidae
Source: RefSeq, a predicted model, not a curated record
AUGCGGUUGCGCAGUACUGAUGGGCUUCGAGGUGGAAAAGCCUAUAGCUUGCCUGAAAUGCCGUUCUGCAACCGUCUUCAUAUACCUGAAGUGUGUGAGCAGGCCGUAGACGAUGCCAAAGUCAGUGCGCUAUCGAAUCUCGUCUUAUUUGGGACAUACCAACAUAAGCACGGCCGUAACAGACCAAGAUCGAGGCACGACUAUGAGAUAAAAACUAUGCAAUUUGCAAGCAAGGUAAAAGUCUACAGGUCUAUAGGGAGAGUGACGCGAGAGAACAGCGCUGCCUUGGCGAGUCCUUUGUUUAGCGGGAAUCUUGCCGUGCGCAGUCGAGAGCUGGGCGAGCUGCGGCGUUGCACGAAUGGCAAACUGUUCAAGGAUGCUGAAGGUGAUGCUCGUGCUGGUCGUGGGCGGCGCGGCGUGGGCGGGUCCGCAGCGCUCCACGGUCGAGGUGUUCAAGAGCGUGUCCCACCCACAGAGCCACGUCGACGCCCACGCGCAGGCCAAGGAGGCCUUCCGCAACUCGGAGACCUUCUCGGCGCUGGACCAGCCGGCGCGCAGUUCUUCCAGAUGCUGGGGAACCUCGCCUCCUCCAUCACCAAGGCCGUUUCCGAUUCCAUGGAGCGAGCAAGACAGACGACGACUUCCCGAGCCUCCUUCUCCUCCUCCUCCCUCCCCGCCCCCGCCGCCACCCACGACAGCGGCAGCAGCGGGAGUACCGGAUUUACUGUGGUAAAAAGCUUCAACAAAAAAAUUAUUCCUCACACUUCAGACCACUAGGAUUAGCUGUUAACAAAAAGCUCGGGGUGAGGCUCUCCAGCAGGAAUAAUCCACAGGAGCGUAACCUGCGAACACCGCCCACAAUCAGAGGUUUUGUGAUGACGUCAUCGGUAAAGACGCAUCCCUCGGCGCGAAAUGCAAAACUAAUCAGCGACCGAUUAUGAGCUCUCGUCACCUCGACCAAUCAGCAUCCGACAGUCAAGACCCGUCACAACCAAUCAUUAUCCUGAAUAUCUGUGUCGUUGGUUGCUUUUCAGGGCAAAUGUUCGCCAAUUUUUUUUUUUUUUUUUUUUUUUUUUUAACAAAUUCUAAGGCACAUUGUGAUUUAUUAUUAUUUCUAAUGUCGUAUUAUGUAAUACAGAUUUUAUGUCUUUUUAUACAUGUAUUUCAAAUGUCUUAAAACAGUGUCAAGAGUAGAAUAAGGAAAGAUUGAAGUAUCAUUUUUUUCAAACAUUUAUGACAUCAAAAGAAUGCAAUAAAUCUGAAAUUGA